GAGCCUGGCGGAAGUGUGAAGCGGAAGAGGAGCCGGUGGCGUCGGCGGCAGCAUGAGCAGCUUCGGCGGGGUGAUGCGGGAGUAUCCCCACCUGUCCAUCGACCGCUUCGACCGGGAGAACCUGCGCGCCCGCGCCUACUUCCUCUCCCACUGCCAUAAGGACCACAUGAAAGGGCUGAGAGCCCCUUCCAUGAAAAGACGCCUGGCAUGCAGCUUGAAACUCCGCCUGUAUUGCUCCCCUGUGACAAAGGAAUUGCUGCUGUCCAGCCCACGAUACACAUUCUGGGAAAAUUACAUUGUCACCCUGGAGGUUGAAACACCGACUCAAAUCUCUCUGAUUGAGGAAACGUCGUGUGAGAAAGAAGAUAUUGUGGUCACACUUCUGCCAGCCGGCCAUUGUCCAGGAUCAGUUAUGUUUCUCUUCCAAGGGGGAAACGGGACGGUCUUGUACACGGGGGAUUUCCGACUCGCUAGAGGAGAAGUGGCCCGAAUGGAACUACUACAUUCAGGAAGCAGAGUGAAAGACAUCCAGAGUGUCUAUUUAGACACCACAUUCUUUGAUCGCAAAUAUUAUCAAAUACCAAGCCGGGAAGAAUGUAUGAAGGGGUUGAUGGAAUUAGUCCGAAGCUGGGUGGCGCAGAGUCCGUAUCACGUGGUCUGGUUGAACUGCAAAGCAGCUUAUGGAUAUGAGUAUUUAUUCACAAAUCUCAGCGAAGAACUUGGGAUUAAGGUGCAUGUGAACAAGUUGGACAUGUUUAAAAACAUGCCAGAAAUUCUCUACCACGUUACCACCAACCGGCGUACCCAGAUUCACGCCUGUCGCCAUCCGAGGGAUUACGAAAUGUUCCGUGGGAACCGACUGCCGUGUGGAAUGACGUCCCAGAACGGACAGGAGCUGAGGGUGAUCAGCGUCAAGCCGUCCACCAUGUGGUUUGGAGAAAGGACACGGAAGAGCAACGUGGUCAUGAGGGCCGGGACGAGUUCCUACAGGGCUUGCUUCUCAUUCCACUCUUCUUAUAGCGAGAUCGAAGAUUUCUUGAAGUACAUUUGCCCCGUGAAUAUCUACCCCAAUGUGAUUCCUUUGGGGUCAACCAAGGACAAAGUGGAAGAAAAGCUGAAGCCGUUCUGCAGGCAGCACAGGCCAAAUAAUCCGCCAAUUUAUAAACCUCUCGGGGUGCUGAAGAGACCCAAAGCCUUGGAGAUUCUGGACACCAAUGGUGGCAGCGAUGAUGACGAUCUCUUUGACUCUGGACUGAUUCCCAGAAGUUACAAGGUUCCAAAACUGCUGCCAGAGAUUGAACCUGUGGAGAGCAAGCUGCUCCCCCCAAAUCGUGAAGAAGAUCCCAGUCACGAGGUGGCUCCAAGACCUGCUUGUUUGCCGGUUGAUUUUGUAGAGUGCGAAGAAUCAAAUGGCGAGGAGGAAGAGGAAGAGGAGGAAGAACAACAUGAGGAGGAGGAGACAGCUCUUCCUGGAAUUCCAUCAUCGGGGACGGAGUUUGUUGAAGUUUCACGGCACCCCAACAGUCUUGUGGGAGCAACGAGUACCGGGAAGCUCAGUGAAGACCAAGCGCAACCUGACUCGGAAGUGCCAAAAUGGGACAGUUUCUUCAGGCGCCCUUCAGAAGACCCCGAGAGCUCGGACCACGAGGGCCCCCCGCCGUGUACCGACUCGGCCGAGCCGCUUUCUCCCAGCCCCUUCAACGAGGACGACCUGAGCGACUCCACUCACAUCUCUUCCCAGGAGUCCUCUCAGUCCACCCACAUCUCUGAACAGGGCAGCCAAGGGUGGGACAGCCAAUCCGACACCGUCCUCGUCACCUCCCAGGAGCGAAGGAAUUUGGAGUCCAGCCCUUCCAAGGGAGGGACGGAGAGGGUGACCCGUCCCCUUGCAGGGGAAAAGAGAACGGACCACCUGCCGAAGAGCAGCCGGCCUUUAGAUCGGGCUGCGGCUUCUGCAGAGCCCCUUCCCUUGGAAGGCAAAGGCAGAUGUUGGGACACAGCAGCAGCAGCAGCUCCUGAUCGGACCGAGCCAGGAGAGAAGACCAAGCCAGAAGGGAGGACAGAGCUCAGUCCAGUGGUCCAAACUGUGGAUUCUCAGAGCUCUUCUGAUUUUGAAGCCCCGCCUACUCCCGGGACGGAGACUCCCAAACCUCAGGAGCUCUGCAGCCUGUACCAAAAACUGGCAGCUGGAGAAAACCUCCCCUGACCAGGAGGGAACACCUGGAUCCAGACGCUCCUGCCUCCCUGAAUAUAUUUGAAAUCUGGCAAAUGUUUAAAAUGUUAAAUAUGUUUUUGUAUUUUGUACACUAUGUAAUGCAAUUUAUUUUGUACAU
Thamnophis elegans (Western terrestrial garter snake) is the source of this 2333-nucleotide messenger RNA. RefSeq names its product DNA cross-link repair 1C (gene DCLRE1C). The coding region runs from base 53 to 2206 and encodes 717 amino acids. NCBI's taxonomy places the organism in Eukaryota, Metazoa, Chordata, Lepidosauria, Squamata, Natricidae. Gene Ontology annotation, biological process: interstrand cross-link repair; double-strand break repair via nonhomologous end joining; protection from non-homologous end joining at telomere. The transcript is spliced from 14 exons. Gene Ontology annotation, molecular function: 5'-3' DNA exonuclease activity; damaged DNA binding. The record is from RefSeq and is a predicted model, not a curated record.